Molecule: messenger RNA, 492 nt
Organism: Penicillium lagena
Lineage: Eukaryota; Fungi; Ascomycota; Eurotiomycetes; Eurotiales; Aspergillaceae
Exons: 2
Coding region: 1-492 (163 amino acids)
Source: RefSeq, a predicted model, not a curated record
AUGACUCAAUCGUUACCAUUCUUGACACUCGCUUAUCGGCGCGCCGUGGCUCCCGGCAGCACCCUCAAAGCAUCACCGGCUUGGCCCGACGGUCCUGGUGAAAAGUCCGGUACCCACCCAUCGCGUGGACGAUGGGACAACCUGGCUCUGGGAACAACACCCAACCUUUACAUUCGUUGUGAGCAAAUGACGAGCGGCCUCGCCAGCCGAACUGAAUUCGUCGCUCGGGGUCGUCCGCCGCGACUGGCGGAGUCCCCCAGCCUCUCCCCGCCGGGUGGAGAGCUUCGGACAAGGUCUCCACCGGUCGCUUCGGGCUGGACCCAAACCAAAACCGCGCGAGGAGAGAUGAGCGCAGGGUCUUUCUCGCGCACUCUUCCUAUCCUUCCUGCGUUUUCGCUGCUAGUGGACCCCACUCGUGUUAGUUUCUUCCUACCUGGCCAGGAAUCCACUCGCUGGCUGACGGCUUUUCCGAUCCUGCCUGCGGCUGUGUGA